AUAAACAGGAUUUCUAUAACUAAUUUUAAUAGGACUAACAAAUUGAAUUUAACAUCCCCCACAGUAUUGUUAUAUGUAUUCACCACUGUGGUCAAAAGUGGUCUAAUUUUAUCUUUGAAUCUACUAUAUUGAAGCGUAGUCAAGAGUCCUGAAGCUCACGAUUAAAAAGGAGAGUUUAUUCACUUCUUUUAGUCUCAUUAAUAUAUUAUCCUGAGUCAUUGUUUGAAAUCUUUUUGUUUUUUUCUAACAGUCUGAUUCUUUGACCUUGAUUUCAAAAAUAUUAUUCAAUGCCCAAACAGGAUAUAAAACCUGAGGAGGCUUCACAAGGCACUAUGACGCCGCCUCAACCUAUCCAACCCCAUCCAAUACAACCUCAUCCGGAAAAAUCACAACUGUCCCCGGUAUCUAGUCAGGCACAACAUAAAAGAAGAAGGGUCACUCGUGCUUGUGAUGAAUGUAGAAAGAAAAAGGUCAAAUGUGAUGGGAAACAACCUUGUAUACAUUGUACGGUGUAUUCAUAUACUUGUACAUACCAACAACCCAACAUUCGUAAUAAGAAGUCAUCCAUUGCUCCUCAACAACUGUCUUUAGGAAUCUCUUCUUUCCUCAACCAUGCUGGAAAUCCAACUGGAGUGGUACCGGGGAAUUCACCUUUUGUUGCAAAUUCACAACUAGGAAUGACAAAUGCCCUAGGAUCUCUUUCUAAACAACAACAAUCAACCUUAAAAGGUUUAGUACGGCUAUUGCUUCCAAAAUUAAAUAUUGAUGAAAACCCUCAAGAUUUUAAUUUGGAUAAAUUUGAACGAGUUUUCAAAUACCUUCUGACAAAGAAUUCAGGAUCGUUACCACUUAAUGAACUUUCUGAACUUUAUAUGGAUGGGCCUUCAAAGGGUAUUCCCAUUCAUGAAAAAACAGAACGACAGUCAUCUGUAUCGUCCAUGGAUGAUACACCUUCUAGUCUUGCAAGAGAACAUAAGAUAAUACUCCCACCCAAGGAAGUUGCCCUUAAUUUGAUAUAUACCACUUGGAAUAAAGCGUGUGUAUUGUUUAGAUUCUAUCAUAGACCCUCGCUUUUGGAGGAAGUUGAACUUCUCUAUAGUAUUGAUCCUUCAAAUUAUACUGAUAGACAACAAAAGUUCCUUCCAUUUAUGUACUCUAUACUUGCUACCGGGCUGCUUUUUUCUAAGCUGACAGAUAAUCAUCCAACCAGUAAUGACUCAUUAGAAGAUGAUGGGUUUAGAUAUUUCAUGGCUGCGAGGAAACUUAUAGAUAUUACAAAUGUUGGAGACAUUAUUUCUAUUCAAACUAUUGUGAUGAUGGUUUUAUAUUUACAAUGUUCUGCUAGACUCUCCACAUGCUAUUCUUAUAUUGGGAUUGCACUUCGAAGUUCUCUUAAAGAAGGUCUUCAUAGAAAUUUAUCAAUUUUCCAAAAUUCUAAAAAGAAUAAGCUUACACCAAUAGAAAUUGAUACAAGGAAAAGAUUAUUUUAUACAAUCUAUAAGAUGGAUAUUUAUAUAAAUUCUUUGUUGGGAUUACCUCGAUCAAUUCAAGAAGAAGAAUUCGAUCAAGAACUUCCAGAAGAUUUGGAUGAUGAAAAUAUUACCGUUGACGAUAUAAAAUUCUCUAAUCAAGUUGGACUCUCAUCUUCUGGUUGUGCAAAUCAUCAUACUAAGCUUAUGUUAAUUAUUUCACAUAUUGUGAAGGAUUUAUAUCCUAUUAAGAACAAGGGUAAUUCAGAAGAUCGUCUUACGCCUGAAUAUACACACGCAAGAGUUACUGAAAUUGAAUUAGAAUUGAAAACUUGGUUAGAUAAUCUUCCAAAGGAAUUAAAACCAACUGAUCCAAACGUUUCAGAUUCCGGGAAGGAUAUCCCACAAAGAUUUGUUUUGGCAAAUUGUUAUCUUCAUUUGGCAUUUCUUAAUUGUCAAAUUAUGCUUUAUAGACCUUUUAUUCAUUUCAUCAGUACUGGAAGUAACAUUCGUCGUUCAGAUCCAAGAUCAUUGAUCAGAGGAAGAAAUUGUAUAAAAGUGGCAAGAAUGGUUGUGAAAUUGGCCAACAAGAUGAUUGAUCAAAAUUUACUUGUUGGAACAUAUUGGUUUUCAAUGUAUACGAUAUUUUUUUCAAUUGCUUGUUUGAUAUAUUAUUUCCAUUUUGCUAAUUAUAGAAAUGCGAGUCUGAGUGGAGUAAAUUAUGCUGGGGUUUUAUUUGAUGAUGAUUUAAAUAUCGAUAUGAUUAAAAAGGAUAUUGAAGUGGGAAAGAAGGUUUUGGAUUGUUUAAAGAAUAAUUCAAACUCAUCAUUAAGAAUCUUCAAUAUUUUGAAUAAUCUUUUUGAACAAUUAAACAGGAGAACUGCCACUAGUUCUCGUGGGAACACUAGUGUUUCUAUGAUACAACACGAGAGUAAUGUAGAUGAUUUCAUGCAUCCAGUUGCCACCCAGAAUAAUAAGACAUUAGAAUCAACUUUUUAUAACUUUGAUUCUAUGAACAAUUUCCAACAUCCAAACCCUGAACAUCAACAAACCAUUCAAGAACCUAUUAAAUUAAUGUCUCCAGAUUUAGUGGAAAAUGAUGGAAACAAAGUUUCUGAAUCAAAAGAUAAUAGUAUUCCAGUUUCAACUAAUUUCCCAAGAGUUGAUGCUUCAAAACUUUCAGAACCAUUACUGCAUCCAAUUUCAGCAAGUUCUGAAACUCCAAUAACUGAGGAGUACAUGCCUGGUGUAAUAGAUAAGCUUGAUGCACAAAUAUUUGGAAGGAUUCUUCCACCAUAUAUGUUGGAACCUAAUGCAAAAUACGCUACAAUUAAUAAAGAGGCAGCUUCGCUUAAUCAUGGAAAGAAUGGAUCUGAGAACAAAUUCGAUGAAACAGCUCCACCAUCGUAUAAUACAGAAAAUCCACACUCGAACCCUAUAAAUUAUGAAGAUUUUGACUUCUUGAUGUUGGAUGAUGCUGGAACUAUCGACCACUUGGAUCCCUUUAAUCCUCAAUACCACAUGCAAAUGUCACCUUAAAUUUCCGUUUCUACCAUUUUUUGAGAAAAUAAUUACAAAAAAAAACAUGUACAAGAAAUCUUAC
Molecule: messenger RNA, 3072 nt
Organism: [Candida] anglica
Lineage: Eukaryota; Fungi; Ascomycota; Pichiomycetes; Serinales; Debaryomycetaceae
Source: the annotation of a GenBank genome assembly